CCAGAGGACACCACGCAGCCGAAACCCAAAGCCCAGGGGAAGGAGGUUCCGCCAAAGAUAACCGUGCCCAUGAAGGGCGUCACGGUGCAGGAGGGACACCCUGCCACACUGCGGUGUCGCUUCUCCGGGCAGCCAGCUCCGACGCCGCAAUGGCUGAAGGAUGGACAACCGGUAAAGCCGUCCAAAUACUUCAAAUCGAGCAGGACGGCGACACGUUCGUGCUGAAGAUCUCCGAGUGUUUCAAGGAGGACGAGGGAAUAUACACCUGUGUGGCGACCAACUCGGCAGGCAAAUCAACCAUGAAGGCGCCGCUGAAAGUCACAGCUCCGAAGCAGGAGAUCGUCCCCACUGUGUCCCCGAUGAAGGACGUCAUCUGUAUGGAGGGUGAGCCCGCCCGGUUUGUGGCCAAAAUCACCGGCAAGCCCACCCCUACGGCGACGUGGCUGCGCGAGGGCCAGAUCAUCCCGCAGAGCGGGGAGUUCAAGAUGACACUGACGGGCGGCACGGCCGUGCUGGAGAUCUGCGAGACGUACUCGGACGACACGGGCACCAUCACGUGCCGCGCCACCAACGGCGCCGGAACCAGCGAGGCUUCCGCGCGGCUCACGGUCCAAAAGAAACCAAAAGAAGGAGCACCGGCUCAGAUUGUGGAGCCACUCAACCCUCGCCAAGUGCGACCCGGUCAAACCUUGGCCUGGGAGGUCAAGGUCAUCGGCUCGCCACCGCCGCAAAUCACUUGGUUCCACGAAGGACAGCCGAUCCGUCCCUCGGACGACUUUGUUCCGUCCUUCAACCCCGACACGGGCGUGGCGCGGCUGACGGUACCCACCGUGAUGCCGGAAGACGUCGGCAACUACACCGUUCUGGCAGAGAACCCCUUCGGUCGGGAUCAGAAUACCGCCAACCUCAUCAUUGUCGAAGGAACCGAUUUGGAGAGUCUGCCCGAGGGUAGCCAGCCGCCAGCGCUGGUGGUUCCCCUUCGAGCGGUGGUCGCCAGGCCGGGAGCCGAUGUCACCUACCACACGGCCUUCGAGGGCCUGCCGCCACCGGUCAUCACCUGGUUCCACAACGGCAAGCCUGUCGACGAGACCGAGGGCUACACGGUGAUCACUGACGACCGCGAGUCGCGACUGGUGCUGUCCCGCGCCUCCACUCCCGAUGAGGGUGUCGUUGAGGUGGUGGCAACAAACGCGGUGGUGAGGCGCGGUCACGUGCCACGCUGGUCGUUUCGCCAGAGCUGCCUGACGAGGCGGAGCUGCAAGCUCCCAGUUUCGUGCGUCCAGUCCGACCCAGCAUGUCCCGCUAGGAGAAACAGUGGUCAUGAGGCAGAGGUGACCGCAAAGCCUGAGGUCACCUUCACUUGGAUGCGUGAUAACAAGAGGCUGAAGAACACCAAGAACAUUCACAUUACCAGUGACGGCAACAAAACUGUGCUCGUUAUUAGUGAGAUGCGACCGAAGGAUGUUGGAGAGUACACAUGUGUUGCAGAGAAUGAGGCAGGCAUGACGUCCUCAGCGGCGUCCAUCCAGCCGCGAUCUUCGCCGGAGAAGGCGCCUCGUGAGCCUUCUGUCACCCAGCCAGCCCCAGAGCAGCCGUCCGAGACUAGCGUGGGAGCUGAUCGAUCCAGCCCAGUCUCCGUGACCAAAUCCGAGUCCCAAGAGCAGGUGGUGCCAGACGAAAAGACGGCGCCAGAAGAGACUCCGAAGAAAACGCCAAAGAAGGCGCAUAAGAAGAAGCCAGAGAUAUCCGAAGAAAAGCCUGAAGAAAGACCUGAAGAAGCACCUGAAGAGGUGCCAGACAAGCCAGCGGCUCCUAAAAAGGAGCCGGUACCUGAGGAGCAGGUUCCGACUGAGGAACUUCCUGAAGAGGAGGAAGCACCUUCCGACUUGCCGAAGGUAACGAGCCUAACACCGGUUAUCAAGCUGAUGGACGGCGAAGAGCUCAAGGUGUCCUGUAAGAUCGUCUCGCCCACUCCGACCCGCGUCGCCUGGUUGCACGAAGGCCAGCCGAUGGACGAGCACCGUGACGUAGAGGUGACCAUGUCGCCCGACGGCGUGUGCACGCUCUACAUCAGCGAGGUGUACCCGGAGGACGCCGGCACCUUCACCUGCCGCGUCACCAACGCCGUCGGUCCCGGCGAGGCCACGUCUCACGUCAGCGUCGAGCCGUACGAGUACGUGCAGGACUCGGAGAUCGCCUCAAUGACGGUGGGCACCCUGCUCAGCGUGGACGACCACAGUGAGGAGGACCUGCUGGACGCACCCGAUGAACUCGGACCGCGCUUCGUGCGCCGGCUGCCGCGAACGACCAGUGUGCCGGAAGGCAGCCCCAUCACGUUCGAGUGCCGCCUGGCACCCGAGGCACCGUGCGAGGUCACGUGGUACCUCAACGAGCGCGUGAUCCAGCCGGGCCGCGACUUUGAGGUGGAGGCGCUGGAGGACGGCACGCAGCGCCUGACUGUGCUGCAGGCGUUCCCUGACGACGCCGGCGUGCUGACCUAUAUUUUGCUUCUUGGCUCUUUGCCUUGACAAAGGCACGGCUCUGGGACGGUUACUCAGAUUUCAUUUCCAGAGUUUUCAGCAUACCUACAUAAAUACUGACACAU
This is a messenger RNA of Amphibalanus amphitrite, 2605 nucleotides long. Its product is annotated as myosin light chain kinase, smooth muscle-like. The record is from RefSeq and is a predicted model, not a curated record. NCBI's taxonomy places the organism in Eukaryota, Metazoa, Arthropoda, Thecostraca, Balanomorpha, Balanidae. The transcript has 9 exons. The coding region runs from base 150 to 2528 and encodes 792 amino acids.